Messenger RNA from Sorghum bicolor (sorghum), 1304 nucleotides. RefSeq names its product 40S ribosomal protein S7. The coding region runs from base 523 to 966 and encodes 147 amino acids. Gene Ontology annotation, biological process: rRNA processing; translation; ribosomal small subunit biogenesis. Gene Ontology annotation, molecular function: structural constituent of ribosome. NCBI's taxonomy places the organism in Eukaryota, Viridiplantae, Streptophyta, Magnoliopsida, Poales, Poaceae. The transcript is spliced from 7 exons. The record is from RefSeq and is a predicted model, not a curated record. Gene Ontology annotation, cellular component: ribosome; cytosolic small ribosomal subunit; small-subunit processome.
UGCCCUCUGCCCUGUGCGACAUAUGCAGCCACAGAUCGAAUCCCACACCGUACCCCCAACGCUCCUUUUUUCCCCGAAGAAAAUAUCCUUCCUCUUGCCCUCGUCAAUGGCUCCUCCAGUCCUCGGUCCUCCUCGCCCUCGCUGCCUGCCGAUGCCGCUCGCUGCCCAUCUCUAGGCAGCAUGGCGGACAAAUAUCACGACGAACAUCCUCCCACGUGCGACAUCCUUCGCAUUCUUUCGCUUGCAAGGCAGAUCGGCGGCGGCUGCCAGAUCCGAUGGUGGUUUCGGCGAGGGGCCGAAGGCAAGAGGCGGGAGCGUGGGAGUUGGCGCUGGCCUCCUCGUGGCCCUCUGUGCCGCCGUCCACUUCGCCCUCUGCCAACAACCUCGCCAGGCCCGUCUCACGCUCUGGCAUCCCACCCAGCAUCCACCCGCGACUCCUCCGAACCCUAGCGCCGGCGCCUCCACUUCGCUUCCUCACCCCAUCUCCGCUCAGGGUCCGGCGGCGGCGAAGGGAAGGGCAAGAUGUACACCGCGAGGAAGAAGAUCCAGAAGGAGAAGGGCCUUGAGCCCUCCGAGUUCGAGGACUCCGUCGCGCAGGCGUUCUUCGACCUGGAGAACGGCAACCAGGAGCUCAAGAGUGACCUCAAGGACCUGUACAUCAACAAUGCUAUCCAGAUGGAUGUUGCCGGGAGCAGGAAGGCUGUUGUGAUCCACGUCCCAUACCGCCUGCGCAAGGCCUUCAGGAAGAUCCAUGUCAGGCUCGUCAGGGAGCUGGAGAAGAAAUUCAGCGGCAAGAUCCUGAUUGGGAGCAGGUUACUCUUUGAAGAGAGACAGAAGAUGCUAAAGUUGAAUUGCAUUUGGGGGAAAAGGGAUGGCAAAAAAUAUUGCCGACAGGUUAACGUGAUACUUGAUCACACAACGGGGACUAAGAUGGAGAUUGGAGACCUCCCUUGGACCUGUCAAUGACCAUGCCAGAGUCAAGAUCAUCCAAGAGUGCUAAAGUUUCACCUUAAAGACAAGAUUUGGGUGUGUUGCUAAUAGACAAGACACGCAAAAGGUUAGGUGCAGGUCGAGGUUCAUCCUCAAAAAGAAAAUUUAUAACACAUCCAAGAGAUAUGAUUUUUGUGUGUAAACAAUUUACUAUAGCCUUAUAUUUUGAGUAUGUAACCCCAUGUAAAUUAUAUUAGAAACGAUACGAUGUGGAAAUUGACUCGGUUUGCACCUUACAAGUGUUAAGCCAAGAUGAGACAUCCUCCUCUUGUAGUUUGGUAUUUGGUACUAUAAAGAUCCCAUUAUGAUGUUAA